GUGACUUUACAUAGCACACCCCAUGUUGCUCCUUUUCAUGCGCUGCUCUUAACACCCUUUUGCUCCUUCUCUCUCAUUUCCUUUUUCCUUUUCUCUCUCUCCAAAAAUGGAGCAAUAUUGGGCAGAUUAAAUUGACUAACAAUGCACAACGUUCAAGACGGAAUUUACAACUUGAAGAAUGGUUAAACGCUGUUUGGUACAUUUGAUUUAGCUGAGGAUUCGAUUGUGAUUAGAUUUCACAGAUUAGUGUAGUGAUUUUAUUCUGGGUAGCGCGGAACAUAAAUGUCUGAAUUGGUGGCUCGGACUGGUCGGCAUCAGCAGCGAUAUGAAGAUGGUUAUCGCCUUAUUGCCGGGUGUAUUCCAUUUAGGUUCAGAAAUAUGGAAGAAAAUAGUGGUGAGACAUCUGAGAAGAUAGUUGAAGUAUUGAUGAUAAACUCGACAAGUGGGCCUGGUCUUCUAUUCCCAAAGGGUGGUUGGGAAAAUGAUGAAACAGUCAAGGAGGCAGCUAUCCGUGAAGCCAUAGAGGAAGCUGGAGUUCGAGGGGAUAUAGUGCACUUUCUGGGACACUACCUCUUUAAAAGCAAGACACUCCGGGACGAGUUCAGUCCAGAAGGUUUGUGUAGAGCUGCCAUGUUUGCUUUGUUGGUGAAAGAAGAGCUUGAGUGCUGGCCUGAACAGAGCCUUAGGAGAAGAAGUUGGUUGACAGUUCCAGAAGCAAUUCAAUGUUGCCGGCACCCAUGGAUGCGACAAGCUCUGGAGGACGGAUUUUUGAAGUGGCAUGACAGUGGUAUGACAAGCACAAUGAAUUGCGAGGACUAGUUUUUUUGUUUGUUCCUCUGACCAACAUUGAGGUUCCUGUUUCUGAAAUCUGAACGAAAGAAGGCAAUUGUUUAGAGCUCGAUGGUGUGUAUUAGCUUCAAUUUCAUUUUAGGACUAGGAAGUAAGAGAAGGUGCAUUUUAAUGAUUUCUCAUUGAUGAAUAGACUUGAUGGUGAAUUGGAGAAAGAAGAAACAAGAAAUCUCUCAUUUGGCUUGAUACCCACAAUUAGUCAGUUUAACAAAUGUUGGUAGUAUUGUAAUUACAUUGUCAUUUCUCAUCACAAA
Solanum stenotomum is the source of this 1103-nucleotide messenger RNA. RefSeq names its product nudix hydrolase 16, mitochondrial-like. Lineage: Eukaryota; Viridiplantae; Streptophyta; Magnoliopsida; Solanales; Solanaceae. Gene Ontology annotation, cellular component: nucleus; cytoplasm. The record is from RefSeq and is a predicted model, not a curated record. The transcript is spliced from 4 exons. Gene Ontology annotation, molecular function: pyrophosphatase activity. Bases 283 to 819 code for a protein of 178 amino acids.